AUGGCAACCCCCGCCCCGCCCGCCUGCCGCGGGGGCAGAGCCGCGGCCGCCGCCAUCGGGCCGGGCGCUGGGCCCGGCCGCGGCCAUGGGCGUCGGGAUGGAGAGCGGCGGCGGCAGCAGGCGGGGCCGAGGUGCGGGGCUCGGCGGCGGGGCGGGGGUCGAGGGAAAAGGCGGCGGGCGGGGCCUGCCCGAUCCGGGGUCCGGGGCCUGCCCCGGGGCUGCGGGGAGUCGGGGUUUGCCCUGCCGCCGGGGGGCUCCGCUCCGGUGGCUGCCGAGGGCGAACGAGGCUUGGCCGCCGGCCUGCAGCCGCCGUGGGCGGCUUCAGGGGGGCUCCGUGAGCCGCCCCGUUCUCGGGCGCUGUAUUUCGGCACCCUGGGGAGCCAGCGUGUCCCUCCUCUGAGUUGGUGCGGGUCUGAAGCCCACACGCUGCUUCACUGCGGGUUCUGUGUGCGCGGUACCCCUGAGGUGGCUUUUGGGUGUGGGUCCGAGGGCUGUGGCCUGGUGGGGUGUUGGAACAAACGUAGCGGAGAGAUAACGGCGUGGACGCUGGUAGAAAGUAAUUCCUUCCCCAGACAGACCGGCUUGGCUCUUCCUGGGAAUAGUGAUAGAGGCAUUCGCCAUACGCGAUACAACGGACAUAAACUGGAUGAAUACCCAGCUGUGGUUAUUCCCAGAUGUGGUCCAGCAAGUCCAUUUAAAGGACAGUUAAGUACUAAGAGUAAUGCUUUCUGUAUUGAUUCCACACGAAGUCUUACUAACCAGUACCUGAUCAGAGAUCACAUGAUGUUUCAUUAUAACAGAAUCCUUUCAGCCAAAGCAGCUGUAGACUGUUCAGCACCCAGAAGUAGGCUGACCAGCAUCAAACUUGCUGACCAGCAGAGAAGAGAGAGACUGAGAAAGAAGAUAGCCAGGUGUGAAAAAGAAAUGAGUGUGGGCAAAAAUGCCUCACGAUCCAGCUCAAGAGAGAGUGGAAGGCUGCUGUCAACCUCUUUUGGACAGAGUCCCUUGGAAGCAGAAGACAAAGACAGUCUGUUCCCCUCUGUUCAGCAUGCACGGUACCUGUCAAGAGCACUGUUACCUUAUGGAGAGCAUGGUUUGGUUCACUCCAGUCCAGUAAAACAUACCAGAAAACACUCUCGGAAUACAUCUAACAUGUCUAACUCAAACUCAAGUGUCAGUAUGUCAAGUACACCAAGAAAACACUCUGGAGUUUCAAGCAGUUGCUCUUCUGAUAGUUCUGUGAGCAUCGGUCGUUCCCAGAGGCAUCAGGAUAGGAACCCCAAAGUAUACAGUGGGGAUCUUCUAGACAGGCACUCUGAAUUAUUUACUGGAAGCCGAAAACCUUUUACUCCACGCACGUUAAUAUCAGAUGCUAAAUCCGUCCUGUCAGGUUACAGGUAUUACACUCCUGCUCGAAGGAAAAGAAAAAAUCGCUGCAAGCGGCAUGUGGAAGCUGAAACACAGACUGAUGCGAUCAGCUUUCCAACUACAGACGAAGCAUCUGGGAGAAAAGUUAUGACUGAACAGCAGAAGAUGACAGUUAAGGCUGGAGAUAACAAAUACGAUGUGGAUGAGCCUGAGAGAGGAAUAGCUGCUUUUCCAUACUCCUUUCUAAGAGAGACAUUGCUGUAUUCUGAGCAGUCAUCAGCAAGGACAAAUAUCGAGGCUGAAGAAGAUGACCUUUUAUAUUUAACUUUCAUUGAAGAUGUAACAAAUGAAAUUCUUAACCUUGGACUGUUUUCUAACAGAGUUCUGGAACAAUUGUUUGAGUGUUAUAUAGAAGAAAACAAGAGCCGCUUGGAUGAGAACAAGAUGCGGCACCUGUUGGAUGUGCUUAAAGCAGACCUCAGUUGCAGCACUGAGGAAAGCCACACGGACUGGGAAGCUGUGGACUCACUGGACCUGGAAGAGUUUAAUAUGGCGGAAGAGCCUGAGUUGACUAGAAAAAGUCAGAGGCAAAAGAAAGCUACAAAAAGUGAAGAAUUCCUUACGACCAUGGAUUUAUUAUUAAAGGAACCAAGCACAUGUGAAUCACCAGUUUGCAGUGAAAACUCAAAGGAGACACAGAGUAAAGAUGACUUCUCAGAAGAUGUUGCUGAAAUGAAGAACACUGAGGCAGAGUCUCACUCUUAUGUGAAAUCUGAAGACCCAGACACUUCACCUUCAUGUGAGGCAACUUUAAACUUGACUUGUGACAGUGAUUUGGAAGCCACCAAGGUACUUGAUGAUCUUGAGGAAAACUUUGCAGAGGUCCUUCAGAUCUCACGUGACUACUCAUAACAGUAGCCAAAAUUUAGCUGUUAAAUAGGAAUAAAGCUAGUUUUGUAGAGAACUGCCAUUUGUUAGAGUAAAUUGGUUAUCUUCAGUAUUUCUGUUAAAACACAGAUAAAGUCUCUCUAGCAGAGUAUCAGUUACUAAUUAAUGAGCAUUAGUCUCUGUACUAAUGUAGACUGUAAAGGGUAAAAAGUGUCAGCUACAAAAACUUUGUAUAUUUUGCCUAUAAUUGUACAACCCAUAACUAACUUUUGAGAAUGUUGAGAUAAGAUGUAUAUUUUUAGAAAGCUGUAAGAGUAAGUUAUGAAAUAUUUAUUGUUUUUAUUUAUAACAAAUAAAUUAACUGAUGAUAGUUCUAUUGCAAA
Messenger RNA from Anas platyrhynchos (mallard), 2639 nucleotides. Lineage: Eukaryota; Metazoa; Chordata; Aves; Anseriformes; Anatidae. The record is from RefSeq and is a predicted model, not a curated record.